UACUGUUAAUAAUUCCUCCACCCGCCUCCCACGCCCCCGAAUAUGAAGUGUCUUGAUUAACAUCACCGGCGGUCAUCUCCGGCAAACUCCUCCUUCUCUGUAAACAAAGAAUGGAUCAAUCCUUUCUACUAAUGCUUACAAAUCUCCUUCAUCUCCACAACCACCUUGACCCCACCACUUCUCUCCUCUCCGAUUCACCCACCUCCCCUACUACCCUCCUCACCUCUACUUCCCCCGCCCCUCUCCUCUUCUUCACCAUCGCUUCAGUUCUCUCCUACCUCUCCACCCACCCCCCCAAGAAAACCCCCAAAACAAACAACAAUAAUAACCCUUCUUCCCCACCCCCCACCAACCCCGAAUUCUCCGUUUCAGCUUUCCGUGCACUUUCCACUGAACACAUCUGGGCUAUGGAGGCACCUCUUCGUGACGCUCAAUGGCGUUCCCUUUACGGACUUUCAUAUCCCGUUUUCACCACUGUUGUUGAUAAGCUCAAACCCUACAUUACUCAGUCUCAACUCUCCUUACCUUCUGAUUACGCAGUUGCUAUGGUUCUUUCUAGACUCUUCCAUGGGUUCUCUGCUAAAACCCUAGCUACCCGUUACGGCCUUGAGCCUUAUCUGAUCUCCAAGAUUACUAACAUGGUCACCCGUUUGUUGGCUACGAAGCUUUACCCUGAGUUUAUUAAGAUCCCUGUGAGUCGAAGGCGGCUUGUUGAGACUACUCAAGGGUUUCAGGAGUUGACUUCGUUGCCUAAUAUAUGUGGAGCUAUUGAUGGAACGGCUGUGAAGUUGCAGCAUCUUUCAUCGGAUACUGUUAAUUCGUCUAUGUAUUAUAGUCGGUAUGGGUUUCCGUCUGUGUUGCUUCAGGUUGUUGCUGAUCAUAAGAAGUUAUUUUGGGAUGUUUGUGUGAAAGCCCCAGGCGGAUUUGAUGAUGCUACGCAUUUUAGAGAUAGUUUGUUGUAUAAUAGGUUGAUUUCUGGUGAUAUUGUUUGGGAUAAAGGGAUUAAUGUUAGAGGACAACAUGUGAGGCCGUAUAUUGUUGGGGACUGGUGUUUUCCGUUGUUGUCGUUUUUGCUCACUCCGUUUUCGGGGAAUAGGACUGGUUCACCUGCUGAGAAUGCCUAUGAUGAGGCCUUGUUGAAGGGGAGGAAAAUGGUUGAGGAAGCUAUAGGUUUGUUGAAAGGAAGGUGGAAAAUUCUUCAGAAUUUGAAUGUGGGACUAAGUCAUGCACCACAAACGAUCGUUGCUUGUUGUGUGUUGCAUAACUUGUGUCAGAUUGCGAGGGAGCCCGAGCCAGAGCUUUGGAGAGAGCCAGAAGAAAAUGGAUCCCCUCCAAGAGUGUUGGAAAAUGAGAAGUCUUUCUAUUAUUAUGGUGGAAGCGUGAGACAGGCCUUGGCUGAUGAUCUAUAUCAACGGCUCUCUUCAAGAUAGAGAGAAGUUACCAGAAGGAAGGGAAAUCUUCUGAUGCUUGAUUUGAUGUAAGGAUAAUUUUACUUUUAAUUUUAGUUUUUGGUUCAUGCUUAGCUGAUAUUGCUCUUUGACAAGGGGUAGCAAUGUACUGAAUAUUGCCUGUAGUCUAGUUGGUAACCUCAAAUGUACCUCAACAUUGACAAUAGAUUGCUUCCAUUGUGGAAUAAUUUUGCUGCUUCCUAA
Messenger RNA from Lycium ferocissimum, 1652 nucleotides. Its product is annotated as protein ALP1-like. The record is from RefSeq and is a predicted model, not a curated record. The transcript has a single exon. NCBI's taxonomy places the organism in Eukaryota, Viridiplantae, Streptophyta, Magnoliopsida, Solanales, Solanaceae. Bases 111 to 1430 code for a protein of 439 amino acids.